AUGGCAGAGCGAGCGCCGCCUCGUGGCUCCCGCCCCAGUCUCCGCAACACAUCUCUCUCCCUCUCCUUCAUCCACGAUCACCAGCAGUACAAACCCGCAUCGCCGCCUACCCACCAGCCCGAGCUUGGCGCCUCCAUCUCCGGCACCUUGGAGGACUCCAGGGUGAAGGAGAGCGGCAUCGUACACUCGCUGUUCGGCGACGCCCUCACCUCGCUGCCGGCAGACACGCCAAAGCUCGUCGCGACCCUCUUCUAUGCCGGCCCCUUUGCGACUCACUCGGCCCAUCCGGAGGCCACCGAGGAUGGACCGCUCGAGCCGGCUGGUCCUUCUCUGCCCCUCGAUGCCCUGUACGGCUGCCACGUCUCCCAGCUGUGCCUUACAAGCUUCCUUCAGACCGUCGAGGGCCUCUCUCAUCCGUACCGCCGCAUGACCAGCUCGCAUAGAUGUCUGGACCGGCAAGAGAACCCUCGCGUGGUCGAGGUCACCAUCUCACCCUCGCCCAGUGGGGAGUAUCUCUCCUUCGACGAGCUGCGGAAGCACGAGAGUAUCUGGCGGUUCGAGCGGGCAUGGAACGUCGAGGUCGUGCUGCAGAUGGAGAGCGUCUGGAGGAGGUAUAAACGGUUGGCCGUUUUCGACAUGGAUAGCACUCUCAUCCAGGAAGAGGUUAUCGAUGAGAUCGCCAGAGUUAUCGGGGUAGAGAAGGAGGUUUCCGAGAUAACCGCCCGCGCGAUGAACGGCGAACUCGACUUUGCGGCCUCGCUCAAGGCCCGUGUAGCUCUGCUCAAGGGGACGCCAGCAGACGUGUUCGAACGGCUAAAGUCUGUCAUCACCAUCUCGCCGGGUGCACUAGAGCUGUGCACGGCGCUCAAGAACCUGGGAUACAAGACCGCCGUGCUAAGUGGUGGCUUUCAGCCACUGGCUGACCAUCUGGCAGAUCAACUGGGCCUGGACUAUGCAGUUGCAAAUCACCUCGUAAUCGACGAAGCCACCCAGACACUCACCGGCGAGCUCUCACCAGACCACCCCAUCGUAGACGCGAAGCAGAAACGCACGCUGCUUCGCGCCAUCGCCGCAAAGAACGGCAUAGACAUGUCUCAGACAAUUGCAGUAGGUGACGGUGCUAACGACUUACUUAUGCUAAAGGAGGCGGGGUUGGGAGUCGCGUGGCGCGCAAAAAGCAUGGUGCAGCUUGAAGCGCCGACGAAGUUGAACGGAGAGAGUCUCGAGGAUAUCUUGUAUCUUCUUGGUUUGACUGAGGAGGAGGUUCACGCCUUGAUGGUGAGUUCGCCCGCGGACGAGCCGAUGAAAGGGUUGACGAUAAGGGAGCGGACCUCGUAA
Molecule: messenger RNA, 1338 nt
Organism: Arthroderma uncinatum
Lineage: Eukaryota; Fungi; Ascomycota; Eurotiomycetes; Onygenales; Arthrodermataceae
Product: phosphoserine phosphatase
Exons: 3
Coding region: 1-1338 (445 amino acids)
Biological process (GO): dephosphorylation; L-serine biosynthetic process
Cellular component (GO): cytoplasm
Molecular function (GO): L-phosphoserine phosphatase activity; magnesium ion binding
Source: RefSeq, a predicted model, not a curated record